Microtus oregoni (creeping vole) is the source of this 774-nucleotide messenger RNA. Its product is annotated as triosephosphate isomerase-like. Gene Ontology annotation, biological process: glyceraldehyde-3-phosphate biosynthetic process; glycerol catabolic process; glycolytic process. The record is from RefSeq and is a predicted model, not a curated record. Gene Ontology annotation, cellular component: cytosol. The transcript has a single exon. Lineage: Eukaryota; Metazoa; Chordata; Mammalia; Rodentia; Cricetidae. Gene Ontology annotation, molecular function: triose-phosphate isomerase activity. Bases 25 to 774 code for a protein of 249 amino acids.
CUUCAGCCAGUCUGCCCUAGCGCAAUGGCGCCUUCCAGGAAGUUCUUCGUUGGGGGCAACUGGAAGAUGAAUGGAAGGAAGAAGUGCCUGGGAGAACUCAUUUACACCCUAAACGCAGCUAAGGUGCGGGCAGACACCGAGGUGGUUUGUGCACCCCCCACCGAGUACAUCGACUUCGCCAGGCAGAAGCUAGAUCUCAAGAUUGCUGUGGCUGCGCAGAACUGCUACAAAGUGACCAAUGGGGCCUUCACUGGGGAGAUCAGCCCUGGCAUGAUCAAAGACUUAGGAGCCGCAUGGGUAGUGCUGGGGCACUCGGAGAGAAGGCACGUCUUCGGGGAGUCCGAUGAGCUGAUAGGGCAGAAAGUAGCCCAUGCCCUAUCCGAGGGGCUCCGAGUGAUCGCCUGCAUUGGGGAGAAGUUAGAUGAAAGGGAAGCCGGCAUCACCGAGAAGGUUGUUUUCGAGCAAACCAAGGUCAUCGCAGAUAAUGUGAAGGACUCGAGCAAAGUGGUCCUGGCCUAUGAACCUGUAUGGGCCAUUGGUACUUGCAAGACUGCAACACCUCAACAGGCCCAGGAAGUGCAUGAGAAGCUUCGGGGUUGGCUGAAAUGCAAUGUCUCUGAUGCGGUGGCUCAGAGCACCCGAAUCAUUUAUGGAGGUUCAGUGACUGGAGCAACGUGCAAAGAGCUGGCAAGCCAGCCUGAUGUGGACGGCUUCCUCUUGGGCAGGGCUUCCCUCAAGCCUGAAUUUGUGGACAUCAUCAAUGCCAAACAAUAA